AAAAAUAAAGUUAAUAUGAAUAUAAAAUUAUUUAUUAUAUUUCAGCUUUUAGAUACAGAACAAAGAAGCAUACAACUUGAAUCCGACAUUUCUAUCCUUUCAAAACUUGCAGUAGAAGCCGGUGGUUUUCUGGAUUCUGCACAAAAUGAUUUGCAAAAUAUCUCUGAUGAACUUGCACAACUUUAUCAUCAUGUUUGUACAGUUAACGGAGAAAUUCCUUCAAGGGUAGUCCUCGAUCAUGAAAAGAUUGUUCCCGAAAAGGAGGAAGAAAAUGGAAAAAUAGAAUGGUGUCGGACUUUAUUUAAAACCGACAUCCAAAUUAAAGAUUUAGAAAGUUUGAGUAAAGCAAAAGAAAUUGCGAAACAUAUAGAAACCGCGAUAGAUCAAAUAAAACAUCUUCGAAGUGCUGUAGAGCAUACAAUUGAACUUUCUAAAGUUAAAGGAAUGCAAUCGAAUGUCUGCAACGUUUGUGAAGGAUCAGUAAAUGAAAAUAAGGUGGAAGUAGCAGAUUUGCAAGAACAAGUAAUUAGAUUGAAAGCCUUGCUCUCAGCUAAACGCGAGCAAAUUGCAACUUUAAGAACAGUGCUUAAAUCGAAUAAAAAUACUGCGGAAGUAGCACUUACAAACUUGAAGAGCAAAUAUGAAAACGAAAAAAGCAUUGUUAAUGAAACUAUGUUAAAAUUAAGAAAUGAACUUAGGAUGUUAAAAGAAAAUGCUGCAACAUUUUCAAGUUUACGUGCGAUGUUUGCUGCACGUUGUGAAGAAUACGUAACACAAGUUGAUGAGCUGCAACGUCAAUUAGCCGCAGCAGAAGAUGAUAGAAAAACAUUAAACUCAUUAUUAAGAUUAGCGGUACAACAAAAACUUGUUUUAACUAUGAAAUUGGAAGAGCUAGAGGUCGAUAGAGAAUUACGAAAUACUCGAAGACAUGCUACUAGUACAAGUGGCCGAGGUAGAAUGCGAAUGUCGCAACAGACAAACCGUCCUCAUUUAGGCAGAGAAUUUUUCUAGAAAAUGAUGAAGAUGUGGAGCAAAUUAUUCUGAGAAAAACCAGAAUUUUAAAUAUUUUAAUCUAUUACUAUUCAUUAUUGAAUUAUAUUGCUACAAAAAAUUAAUUAUAUCUUUUGAAAAUGCUUUUUAUAAGAAUGACAAAAAUGCUUUAGCAUUAUAUUUUCAUCCGUUAAUUUGUUAUCAACAAAAAAUAAACUCAUGAUAUAAUAUGUUUUUAUAUUAUAUCAUGAGUUAUUUUUUCACAAUUUGACUUUAUUUGAUAAAGUUGAAAGCUGAAGUUGAUGAAAAAUUAUUCUCGUUAUGAAGAACAAUUUUUAUAAAUGUGCGUUACAAAUGACAAAAAGCAGAACAUUUGAAAAAUUCUGAAAUGUUCAUAUGUUCUUAUAUCGAUAUUGCUCCAUAUCGUAGAAAUUCAUAGAAAACUCUGCCUUCUGUUACCAAUAUUGUUAGUAAAGAUGUCUAACAAACAUAGAAUGUGUUUUUGUUAUGCAAAAUUUUUAUUUCAUGCGACAUUGUUGCAAAGUUGCUAAAAUUUUCUAUGUUUGAAGAUUUAUUCACAAAGAAUCUAUCAAAGAUUCUCAUAUAGCACGCUUAUUGAUAUUUAAUAAAAUUGAUUUUUAUAAUCGAUUAUUUUCUUUUAUAAGAAAAUAUAUCUGAAUUGUAAAUGUGUUUAUUUUUACAUUUUAUAACAAUCGUAUAUUUUCCUUUUGUAGCUAGAUUUAUUUUCGGUAUGAUUGAGUAUUAUUAUUAUAUCGUAAAUAAUUUCGCAUGAAUAAUUUAUAUAGUUACAUAGUAAUUAUGAUGACAUACCAAUUUUGUUGUAUUAAUGAGAUGCAUGAUAAAAUGAACAUGUAUUGUUUUUAGGUAGACAAACGAAAGGAAAAACGAGAACUUUACAUUGCAUACCAUAGAGACAAUAUUACUAUGCGCGAUUGUAGCAUUUAUAAUCAAAGUAGAACAAAAAACAUAAUAGAUAUAUAGAAUUGAGAAAAAAGACGUAUAAAAUAGCAAAAUAACA
This is a messenger RNA of Apis florea (little honeybee), 2029 nucleotides long. It is a transcript of the gene BicD, whose product is annotated as Microtubule-associated protein Bicaudal D. Gene Ontology annotation, molecular function: cytoskeletal adaptor activity; dynein complex binding; dynactin binding. The record is from RefSeq and is a predicted model, not a curated record. Gene Ontology annotation, cellular component: cytosol; Golgi apparatus. NCBI's taxonomy places the organism in Eukaryota, Metazoa, Arthropoda, Insecta, Hymenoptera, Apidae. Gene Ontology annotation, biological process: regulation of microtubule cytoskeleton organization; protein localization to organelle; microtubule anchoring at microtubule organizing center.